UGCGGGGCAGGGUGGGAGGAGUGGCCGGGCUCACACAGGUUCCCUCUCCGGACACUUCCUCAUUCUGCUCCAACUUCCCUGAGUCCCAGCUGUGGGGACAGGUGGCUCUGCCGGGCGCGGUGACCAUGAGCCGCGUUCCGGAGAACCUCCGGGGCUUCCUGGCCCGGGCGCAGCUGGCGAUGUACCCGGCGGGAGAUGAUCCUGUGGGGAGAGAGUUCCAGGAAAUUAAGGACCAAGCUGCCGCCUUCCGGCAGGAUAAUAGUUGCUCCACGGAUGUGGGAGGAAGCCCGGAAAACCUGAAAAAGAAUCGGUACAAGGACAUAUUGCCCUACGACCAAACGCGGGUUCCGGUCACAUUGCUCGCAGACGAAACGGGAUCGGAUUAUAUUAAUGCAAGCUUUAUAAAGGGUACGGAUAACCAGCCACGAUAUAUUGCCACCCAAGGGCCGCUCAGCCACACGGUGGUGGACUUUUGGAGGAUGAUCUGGCAGUAUCAGGUUAAGGUGAUAGUGAUGGCGUGCCGGGAGGUGGAACAGGGGAAGAAAAAAUGUGAGCGCUACUGGCCUCUAGAGGAGGAUCCCGUCCAAUAUGGGGCAUUCGCCGUCAGCACGGUAACGAAGGUCAUGGUGAAUCCAGAGGUCGUGUUUCGGAAUCUCAAGGUGACGUUUCAGGAGGAAGUGCGGGAAGUCGGCCAUUUUCAAUACAUUGCGUGGCCUGACCGCGGGAUACCGGACUCUUACGCCUGCUUCCUGGAAAUGAUCCAACUGGUGCGUCAGCACCAAGGAGAGCACAGCGGUCCUAUGUGUGUGCACUGCAGCGCAGGUUGUGGUCGCACAGGAGUGAUCUGUACAGUGGAGUACAUCCAAAGCCUUCUACAGAAGCAGAGUGUUCCAAGUGACUUCAGUAUCUUUGAUAUUGUGCUGGAGAUGAGACGUCAGAGACCGUCCGCUGUGCAGACCAAGGAGCAGUACAACUUUCUGUACCACGCUGUGACCGAAAUGUUUGAGAAGCAGCUGAAGAAUCCGCAGUUAUAUGAGAACCUGAUGCAGAACAAAGCACCAUACUACGAUGAUGUCCAGCCCCUGCUAACCAACCCGCGGACCCACGCAGCCAGGAAGAAGGAGCUCAGUUCAUGCGUGUCUCUGCCGCCAGAUUACUCCAACAUGAGCGAAACGUACGCGGUGAUCAACAAGCGACCAACAGCCGUGGCCUCUAUGGAAUCUAUGAGUCUGCCCACCACCUUCAGCAGCCGAGGCCCAGCUUAUUCCGCUCACCAGUAUGAUAACGUCUGCCUACGCGCGGCACCCGUUCCGCCUGCUGACCAGCUCUACAGCACCGUGGUUCCUAAACCGAACCGGGCAUCCACAUGCGUACUAAUGCCAUCCAACAGUGUCCCCAUCUCUUCCUCCUACAGUCUGGCUGGAGCCCAAAGCCCUCCCGAGGUGCACCCUAAUGAAUAUAAUCAGGUCUUCCAAGUACCAAGUACAGCACAGUCUCCUGACGAUUAUGAAUAUGUGAAUGACGCCACCAAGGGACCUGUGCCGGCCAUUUCCGGGGGAAUCGGAUUUAACUGUCGCAUAGGCAAACCCAAGGGGCCUCGAGACCCCCCACCCGAGUGGAGCCGAUAAACGGACCAGGCAUAUGAUGUUUCCAUAGUAUUUGUGUCCGCCUGUGGCCUACACGUUACCCCUCACUGAUCUCGCUGCGCAGCAUCAGGAGUUGCAGAGAAACCUGCGCGCCGCUUCCUGUACUGUGACAGACCUCAGUAUUCCAGGCCAAACAUCAAAGGGAUCAUAUUUAAAAGCAAAAAUAAUGGAUUAUGUAAUUUAUAAGCGUUAAAGGGCAUUUGGUUAUUGUACAGUAUAAUAUGUCGCUGACACUUAUGUCGUGAUAACGUAGGCUGUGUGGUUUACAUCUGUGUAACGCCUGCAGGGGGCAUAACUAACAUAAUCCUCCCACUAGGGAGCAGAUUUAAUUAGCGGUGUGGAUCUAUAUUCUGUGACACAGGGGAAUGCGUGGGAGAGACUUUAUCAAAUUGUUAUACAAUGUUAUUUUAAUUUCUGUAUUUUUCUAGGCAGCUCUGCAGCCGCUGUGGAACUGGAAAACUGGCAGGGAAUUCUGAGACUUGUAGUUUCACAGUCGCCGGAGCAUAAUACAUUGACAAAUUGGUAUCAAUAUUAUAUUAAAAUAUUAUAUCUGAA
Molecule: messenger RNA, 2201 nt
Organism: Pseudophryne corroboree (corroboree frog)
Lineage: Eukaryota; Metazoa; Chordata; Amphibia; Anura; Myobatrachidae
Gene: PTPN18
Product: protein tyrosine phosphatase non-receptor type 18
Exons: 15
Coding region: 126-1628 (500 amino acids)
Biological process (GO): peptidyl-tyrosine dephosphorylation
Cellular component (GO): cytoplasm; nucleus
Molecular function (GO): non-membrane spanning protein tyrosine phosphatase activity
Source: RefSeq, a predicted model, not a curated record